This is a messenger RNA of Syngnathus acus (greater pipefish), 4521 nucleotides long. It is a transcript of the gene nktr, whose product is annotated as natural killer cell triggering receptor. The record is from RefSeq and is a predicted model, not a curated record. The transcript is spliced from 17 exons. Gene Ontology annotation, molecular function: peptidyl-prolyl cis-trans isomerase activity. Gene Ontology annotation, biological process: protein peptidyl-prolyl isomerization; protein folding. Lineage: Eukaryota; Metazoa; Chordata; Actinopteri; Syngnathiformes; Syngnathidae. The coding region runs from base 146 to 4087 and encodes 1313 amino acids. Gene Ontology annotation, cellular component: nucleus.
AGUACGGCAAACCGAGAGGGACAAAACACAGAAGGCAUUUUGCUUAAGACAGUUCUGCUAACGAGUUAGCAAAAGCUCCUUCCUUCGGUGACUUUAGUUAAUUGAUCUCGCUAGUGCUACACAGGUCACCAGGUCUUUCAUCACAAUGGGGGUGAAAGAUCGCCCUCAGUGUUACUUUGAUGUGGAGCUCAAUCGGGAGCCUGUUGGGCGAAUCGUCUUUCAACUCUUUUCUGACAUGUGUCCCAAGACCAGCAAAAAUUUUCUCUGUUUGUGUACUGGUGAAAAGGGAGCCGGCAAAAUAACAGGGAAAAAGCUGUGCUACAAAGGCUCCACGUUUCACCGAGUUGUAAAGAAUUUUAUGAUCCAGGGUGGCGACUUCACUGAAGGAACCGGAAGAGGAGGCGAGUCCAUUUAUGGUGGCUACUUUGAAGAUGAGAAUCUCACUCUCAAACAUGACCGGGCCUUCCUGCUGUCCAUGGCCAAUCGUGGGAAAGACACCAACGGUUCACAGUUCUUCAUCACAACCAAGAUGGCGCCGCAUCUUGAUGGAGUCCACGUCGUCUUCGGCCUCGUCAUCUCCGGCUUUGAGGUGAUUAAGAAGAUCGAGGGCCUGAAGACCGAUUCAGCAAGCCGGCCGUAUGCUGAUGUGAGGGUGGUGGACUGUGGACAGCUGAUCAUCAAGUCAGCAAAUGAUGUUCUGGAAGGCAAAAGGAUCAGGGCAUCCCAUUCUGCUGACUCUUCACUCAACUCCUCUGACUCGUCAUUCCCAAGCUCCUCUUUCGGGGAGUCCGACUCUGAAAAAUCCAGACGUCGCAAACAUAGGAGACACAGAAAGAAUAAACACCCCAAAAAGCGGAGGAAACUGCCCAGUGAAGAGAAAAGUGUUGACUUUGAAUUUUCCAAACAAAGCUCUGACAAGCUCAUUGAAGAAGAGAUAGGAAAUGCUGAUAUGGAAGGCGAGAAGGAGCACGGCGGGAAGAGAGAAAAGCCCGUCGUCCGACCGGAGGAGAUCCCACCUGUUCCCGAGAACCGUUUCUUGCUGCGGCAGGACAUGUCAGCCCAAGAGAACAAAGCUGAGACAGCUGAGAAGCAAGAAUCUACUCUUGAAGCUGAACAGAAACCAGCGGUCUCAAAGUCUGGACGGAAGAUCAGAGGCAGAGGAACAAUUAGGUACCACACGCCCACUCGGUCUAAAUCUCGAUCUGCAUCGGUGGGCGAGCGAGGCAGCAGUGAAACUCCACCCCACUGGAAAGAGGAGAUGAUGCGGACUAAAGCGUAUCAGCCUCCGAGUGUUGAACGAUGGAGCAAAGGAGACCAAUGGGACAACAGAAGUGAGUCUGCAUGGUCAAGGUCCUCCGAGCGUUCGUCAGGCCGAAGUUCGGAGAGGUCCAGCCCGCCACGGCUAGCUAAAAAAAAGAAAAGAGCCAAACAUAAGAAGAAAUCUAAAAAACGUAAGCACGGGAAGAAGAGGAGCUCCAAAAGCAAACAUCAAGAGCCUUCAGCAUCAGCGGGAGAAAGGUCCCCCUCUUCAAGAAGGUCCAAUGUCAGAACAUCUCGCUCUAGAUCUUGUUCAGGUCAGCGUCACACGAGAGGGCGGUCGUCUAUCUCCCGAUCUUACUCCCGAUCGCGCAUAUCCAGUCGAUCCAGAUCUCGGGCGAGGUCUUAUUCCAUAUCCAGUUCUUAUUCACGAUCCAGAAGCCCAUCCCGCUCUAGAAGUCGCUCCCGGUCUCGUUCUAGAUCCCGGUCCUAUUCUCGACCUCGAUCCAGACACAGGUCCAGGUCGUUCACGCCAAGCCGAAAGAGGAGUUUAUCCAGAUCUCCAAGAAAGCAGAAAUCCAGCAAGUCAAAAGCAGACAGCACUAUCCAUAAACCCGGGAAGCUAUCCGAUAGCAAAGUCAUACCUGCAUCCAGAAUGCCAACAGUCCCAGCUCCAGAAAACGUCGCUGUGAUCCCACUCAGCGAUAGCCCACCUCCCUCCCGCUGGAAGCCAGGUCAGAAGCCCUGGAAGCCAUCCUACAUCCAUACCCAGGACAGCAAGGUCCAAAUGCCUUUGUUAAAUAUUUCUUCUGUGGGACAAGCUACUUCAGAGAAUGCUCCAAGCUCGGUUCUGGAGAAAUGUGAGCCGAGUGAGUCACAGAAGGACAAGAACGUCACACAGUGCUCGCCCAGCAGAUCCUCUAGGAGCAAGUCCCACAGCCGCUCAAGAAGCCGGAGCGUCAGCAAGUCCGGCUCCAGAUCCCGUCACAGCAGCGCAUCAGACUCUGCACGCUCGAGGCACAAGAAGAAGAAAUCCCUUGACAAACAUUGGAAAAAGUAUUACCGAUCUCUGAUGAGGAUCAAGAAUAUGGACAAGUACCUAUCAGAUGCUCAAGACGUCUCGUCAGAGAAGAAAGCAGCUGUCGAGACAAGUCCUGAUAAAGCUGACGAGACAGGAAGUAAAGAGCAUUUGGGAACUCAGGAUGAAAUGAUAAAGAAUAACGCUUCAUUGCAAGUGGAUAGCUUUAAUAACAAAUCUGGAUGGGACAGUGAUAGCGAUAAAGCGAGCCAAAGCAACAGUGAUUUCCUGGCAAAGGAUCGCAAACCAUCUGGCCACAACCCUGACACGAAGAGCUCCGGCCUUACCGGGUGGAAUUCGGAUAGCGACCCAGAAAACGUAGCCACCAGGGCACUGGCGCUAUCAGAGAAAGAGGAAGGUGAAGCCAGUUCUGAAUCAGAGCGCGAAGCCGACAAAAUGGCCUCCAACUCUGCAGAAGCCGCAGCUGCCGACGCUUCCAGCCCGGCGCGGGCGAGCCCGGAGAAGGCUGCCAAGCCAGAGAAGCACAAGAGCAAGAGGAAGUCCAAACGGAAGCGCAAACACAAGAGUAGAGAGGGCAAAAGCGGAUCUCAUCGCAUGAAGGACAAGAGCAAGCGACCCAAAAAGAAACGUCAGAAGCUGAAGGAGACUUUUCAUUGGCAGCCGCCCUUAGAGUUCGAUGAGGAGGACAAUGAAGAUGACUCAAAGAGGGAAAAACAUAGCCCAAAUGCUGCGGUUUUAAAGAAAGAACAAAAUUCUUCAAUUAAUAAUCUUAAUAGAGAGGAAAACAAGGUUCCGCUGAAGGUAAAAGAAUAUAAUAAUAAAAGCACCAAACUGUCCGAGCCUCAUCAUCAGCCCUCUAACAGGAACAGUGCUAACUCAUCCGGUGUCAAAGAGCUAAACUCUCUGGAUGAUAUGGACAUCUGUACUCCCGAACAUGACACUGGAACCACAGUUGAAGCUGAAGUGGCUCAGACCCCUGAAAAAAUCCUAAAAACUACCUCCAAUUUGCCCGCCAAGGAAAGUAAAAGUGCCCCGCCUCAGCUGCAAAGCCCGGAACAGUCCACCACAGAUACGGCCAAGCCAACCAGCACUGCCAUUAAUUUCAAAUGGAGGCCCUUGAAAGGAAUGGCUUCUCUCCAGAAUGUGAACACAGCGCAGCUCAUGACCAAACAUAUGCACGCCCAGCAGAGCCAGAUGUCCAAUGUUCAUGGAGUGCGAAUGGAGAUCAAGAGCAAAAACAGGGUCCGACCAGGGUCGCUCUUCGACGAGGUCCGCAAGACGGUGCGGCUCAACCAAAGGCCGAGGAACCAGGAGAGCUCCGGCGAGGAAAGCUCCCCCUCGGCCGGAGUAAGCACAGAUAAUUCCCCGAGAAAGUCACGCUCAGCUAACCGGAGGUCACGCUCGGCUUCCAGUCAGCGAUCCCGAGACUGGUCGCACUCCUACAGCAGAUCCAGGAGUCGAUCACGCAGCUCCAGCUACUCUUCCAGAAGUCGUAGCAGAAGUCGAGGAAGACACGGGCGCGACCGCUCUCGCAGCAGCACAUACAGAAGCUCCAGGAGCCACAGCCGAACAUACAGUAGAAGUCAUACCAGAAGUCGCUCCUAUAAUUACCGCAGGAGAUCCAGGUCCGCCUCUUACGAGAGCUAUUCCAGCCGGAGUCGAAGUGUGAGCCGGAGGCGAGGGCGCCGCAGAAGCGACAGCUAUCGCAGUUCAGACCGCAGAUCACGGUCCUCAUCCAGUCGCAGUUGGUCCGGGCGACGAAGUCGCAGUCGGAGCAGCCGUUAUAGCUGAGACCAAUCAUUGUCAACGACCCACCACUUUCUGUUACAGGCCAGUUACUCCAAGAGGGACGAAGGCUAUCACGCCAUUUUGCACAGUUGCUCCAUGACUGUGCUACAUGCUUGGAAAUUAAUUCACUCGAUCAAAAAGAAUGUAAUGUACAUAAAACCAAUGAAGAAUGGCUUAGUCAUAGACAAUUUGUAUGGUAAUCAUACUUAAAGGGAAAAAUGUUUAUCAGAAAUAUGUUUGUUAGUGACGUUUUUACUUUAAAGUUCCAGCUUUCAUGCGUUCGGAUUGGUUGGCAGUUUUAAUCAACGUUGUUGUUGUUGUUGUUUGGAUGACUCUCAUGAGUUUUGUAACUGUCUUGAAAGUAUGGAUAAUAUUUUGGGGGGUUAUGAUCAAUGGUGAUAUUCAAUAAAUACCAAUGUCGCUCCUGAGUUUCUAAA